UGACUGUGUUGAUUAAAGAAAUUAGAACUAUACUCAGAAUAAAAGCAGAUAAUGUAGAAAUGUGGUCUUUGGAAGAAAAUAAGGAAAUUAAAGAAAAUGAGUUGGAAAUUGAAAUUAAUCAAUUAGAAGAAAAUAAGGAAAUCGAAGCUACUAAUCUCGAAAAAAAAUCAAAAAAAGAUAAUAACAAUAG
This is a messenger RNA of Entrophospora candida, 190 nucleotides long. The record is from the annotation of a GenBank genome assembly. NCBI's taxonomy places the organism in Eukaryota, Fungi, Glomeromycota, Glomeromycetes, Entrophosporales, Entrophosporaceae.